This is a messenger RNA of Marmota flaviventris (yellow-bellied marmot), 5752 nucleotides long. It is a transcript of the gene Alk, whose product is annotated as ALK receptor tyrosine kinase. Lineage: Eukaryota; Metazoa; Chordata; Mammalia; Rodentia; Sciuridae. Gene Ontology annotation, molecular function: transmembrane receptor protein tyrosine kinase activity; ATP binding; protein binding. The record is from RefSeq and is a predicted model, not a curated record. Gene Ontology annotation, cellular component: plasma membrane; signaling receptor complex. Gene Ontology annotation, biological process: cell surface receptor protein tyrosine kinase signaling pathway; positive regulation of kinase activity; regulation of neuron differentiation.
AGGAGGCCAGGAUAGCGGGUGCCGGCUUAGAUCCACGGUUCCCAGCCUGAAAAGUUGCGGAGGGUUGGAGGCUGCCGGGAGAGCUGACAGACCCCAGGUCCGGCCGCGGGGGGCAGGAGAGGACGGUACCCAAUUGCCACCUCCCUUCAGCCGUAGUACUUUCUGUCAUUCGGGAGCGCAGCGAGCUACAGACCGGGGGCGCGGCACUCAGCGUGAAGAGCAAGAGGUACACGGUCCAGCUGUCGAACCCAGCGCGUUUGUGUUCUCUGGACGCGCCCCUGACUUCCAGCUCUGUUUUAUUCAGACCUCUGCUUGCCUCCUUGCAGCUUGGAGAAAGCAAGGGAAUCAAGAUCAGAUGCAAGGAGCCCUUUAGGACCAAGGACUGUUUGUAGCCCUUUGCGUUUGCAGGAAAGCGAAGGCCAAGGCUGGGCCAGGAGAGUCGGGAGACUAAUAUAAACAGCCCUCCUCUGACGGGAUGGGAACCACCCGGCUCCUGUGGCUGCUGCCGCUGCUGCUUUCAGCGGCAGCCUUGGGCUCCGGGACCCCGACCGAGCAGCGUGCGGGCUCACAGGCAGUUGGGGCACCAUUGCAGCCCCGAGAACCGCUCAGCUACUCGCGCCUGCAGAGGAAGAGUCUGGCGGUGGACUUCGUGGUGCCCUCGCUCUUCCGUGUCUACGCCCGAGACCUGCUGCUGCCGCCGCCAUCCCCCUCCGAGCCGAGGGCUGGCCGGCUGGAGGCGCGCGGCUCGCUGGCUCUGGACUGCGCCCCGCUGGUUAGGCUGCUGGGGCCGCCGGCGGCCAGCUCCUUGUCCCCAGCCGCGGACCCGACGCUGUCCAGGGUGCUGAAAGGUGGCUCGAUACGCAAGCUCCGGCGCGCCAAGCAGCUGGUGCUGGAGCUGGGCGAGGAGGCUAUUCUUGAGGGCUGCGUUGGGUCCCCAGAAGAGGCGGCCGUGGGACUGCUCCAGUUUAACCUCAGUGAGCUGUUUAGCUGGUGGAUUCGUCACGGCGAAGGGCGGCUGAGGAUCCGCCUGAUGCCCGAGAAGAAGGCAUCGGAAGUGGGCAGAGAGGGAAGGCUGUCCGCGGCGAUUCGCGCCUCCCAGCCCCGCCUUCUCUUCCAGAUCUUUGGGAUCGGUCACAGCUCCUUGGAGUCACCAACAAACAUGCCUUCUUCUCCUCCUGACCAUUUUGUGUGGAAUCUCACCUGGAUAAUGAAAGAUUCUUUUCCUUUCCUGUCUCAUCGCAGUCGAUACGGUCUGGAGUGCAGCUUUGACUUCCCUUGUGAGCUGGAAUAUUCUCCUCCACUGCAUGACCUUGGGAACCAAAGCUGGUCCUGGCGCCGCGUGUCCUCAGAGGAGGCCUCCCAGGUGGACUUGAUGGACGGGUCUGAGGCAGAGUUUUCUAAAGAGAUGCCCAGAGGCUCCUUCCUCCUCCUCAACACCUCAGCAGACUCCAAGCACACCAUCCUGAGCCCCUGGAUGAGGAGCAGCAGUGAGCACUGCACGCUGGCUGUCUCGGUGCACAGGCACCUGCAGCCAUCUGGGAGGUAUGUCGCCCAGCUGCUGCCCCACAAUGAGGCUGGAAGAGAGAUUCUCCUGGUACCCACUCCUGGGAAGCAUGGCUGGACCGUGCUGCAGGGAAGAAUUGGGCGCCCAGAGAACCCAUUCCGAGUGGCCCUGGAAUACAUCUCAAGUGGAAACCGAAGUCUGUCUGCAGUGGACUUCUUCGCCCUGAAGAAUUGCAGCGAAGGAACAUCCCCAGGCUCCAAGAUGGCCCUGCAGAGUUCCUUCACAUGUUGGAAUGGGACAGUCCUCCAGCUCGGGCAGGCCUGUGACUUCCACCACGACUGCGCCCAGGGAGAAGACGAGGGUCACUUAUGCAGUAAACUCCCUGCUGGUUUCUACUGCAACUUUGAGCAUGGCUUCUGUGGCUGGACCCAAGGCACACUCUCACCCCAUGUGCCCCAGUGGCAGGUCAGGACCCUAAAGGACGCCAGGUCCCAAGACCAGCCAGGCCACGCCCUGUCGCUCAGCACCACUGAUGUCCCCACUUCUGAGAGUGCCACAGUGACCAGUGCUACCUUUCCUGCGCCAAUUAAGAACUCUCCGUGUGAGCUCCGAAUGUCCUGGCUCAUCCGUGGAGUCUUGAGGGGAAAUGUGUCCUUGAUGCUAGUAGAGAACAAAACUGGGAAGGAGCAAAGCAGGAUGAUCUGGCACGUUGCCACCAAUGAAGGCUGGAGCCUGUGGCGGUGGACGGUGUUGCCUCUCCUCGACGUGUCCGACAGGUUCUGGCUGCAGAUGGUUGCAUGGUGGGGACAAGGAUCCCGAGCCACCGUGGCUUUUGACAAUAUCUCCAUCAGCCUGGACUGCUACCUCACCAUCAGUGGGGAGGACAAGAUACUACAGAACGCAGAACCCAAAUCGAGAAAUCUGUUUGAGAGAAACCCAAACAAGGACCAGAAAACCUCGAAAAAUACAUCUGAACAGCCUCCCACCUUUGACCCGACAGUUCACUGGCUGUUCACCACAUGCGGGGCCAGCGGACCCCAUGGCCCCACGCAGGCCCAGUGCAACAAUGCCUACCAGAACUCCAACCAGAGUGUGUUGGUAGGGAGUGAAGGGCCCCUGAAGGGCAUCCAGAUCUGGAAAGUGCCAGCCACUGACACCUACAGCAUCUCAGGCUAUGGAGCUGCCGGAGGGAAAGGCGGGAAGAACACCAUGAUGCGGUCCCAUGGCGUGUCUGUGCUGGGCAUCUUCAACCUGGAGAAGGACGACAUGCUGUACAUCCUGGUCGGGCAGCAGGGAGAGGAUGCCUGCCCCAGUACAAACCAAUUGAUCCAGAAAGUUUGCAUCGGGGAGAACAACGUGAUCGAAGAAGAAAUCCGCGUGAACAGAAGCGUGCACGAGUGGGCAGGAGGAGGAGGAGGUGGGGGGGGAGCCACCUACGUGUUUAAGAUGAAGGAUGGAGUGCCGGUGCCCCUCAUCAUUGCAGCCGGUGGUGGCGGCAGGGCCUACGGGGCCAAGACAGACACAUUCCACCCAGAGAGACUGGAGAAUAACUCCUCAGUUCUAGGGCUGAACGGCAAUUCCGGAGCCGCAGGUGGUGGAGGUGGCUGGAAAGAUAACACUUCCUUGCUCUGGGCCGGAAAGUCUUUGCUGGAGGGCGCCACUGGAGGACAUGCCUGCCCCCAGGCCAUGAAGAAGUGGGGGUGGGAGACAAGAGGGGGUUUCGGAGGGGGUGGAGGGGGGUGCUCCUCAGGUGGAGGAGGCGGAGGAUAUAUAGGUGGCAAUGCGGCCUCAAACAAUGACCCUGAAAUGGAUGGGGAAGAUGGGGUUUCUUUUAUCAGUCCACUGGGCAUCUUAUACACCCCAGCUUUAAAAGUGAUGGAGGGCCACGGGGAAGUGAAUAUUAAGCAUUACCUAAACUGCAGUCACUGUGAGGUAGACGAAUGUCACAUGGACCCCGAGAGCCACAAGGUCAUCUGCUUCUGUGACCAUGGGACAGUGCUGGCUGAAGACGGCGUCUCCUGCAUUGUGUCACCUACCCCGGAGCCCCACCUGCCACUCUCGCUGAUCCUCUCCGUUGUGACCUCUGCCCUGGUGGCCGCCCUUGUCCUGGCUUUCUCCGGCAUCAUGAUUGUGUACCGCCGCAAGCACCAGGAGCUGCAAGCCAUGCAGAUGGAGCUGCAGAGCCCCGAGUACAAGCUGAGCAAGCUCCGCACCUCCACCAUCAUGACCGACUACAACCCCAACUACUGCUUUGCCGGCAAGACCUCCUCCAUCAGUGACCUGAAAGAAGUGCCCCGGAAAAACAUCUCCCUCAUUCGGGGUCUGGGCCAUGGUGCAUUUGGGGAGGUAUAUGAGGGCCAGGUGUCCGGAAUGCCCAAUGACCCGAGCCCCCUGCAGGUGGCUGUAAAGACGCUGCCGGAGGUGUGUUCGGAACAGGAUGAACUGGACUUCCUCAUGGAGGCCCUGAUCAUCAGCAAAUUCAACCACCAGAACAUUGUGCGCUGUAUCGGGGUGAGUCUUCAAGCCCUGCCACGAUUUAUCCUGCUGGAGCUCAUGGCUGGAGGAGACCUCAAGUCCUUCCUGCGGGAGACGCGCCCUCGCCCGAAUCAGCCCUCCUCCCUGGCCAUGCUGGACCUUCUGCAUGUAGCUCGGGACAUUGCCUGUGGCUGUCAGUAUCUAGAGGAAAACCACUUCAUCCACCGGGACAUUGCUGCCAGGAACUGCCUCCUGACCUGUCCUGGCAGUGGAAGAAUAGCAAAGAUUGGGGACUUUGGAAUGGCCCGAGACAUCUACAGGGCCAGCUACUAUCGAAAGGGAGGGUGUGCCAUGCUACCGGUUAAAUGGAUGCCCCCAGAGGCCUUCAUGGAAGGAAUAUUUACUUCUAAAACAGACACGUGGUCCUUCGGAGUGCUGCUGUGGGAGAUCUUUUCCCUGGGGUACAUGCCAUACCCCAGCAAAAGCAACCAGGAAGUCCUGGAGUUCGUCACCAGUGGAGGACGGAUGGACCCACCUAAGAACUGCCCUGGGCCUGUAUACCGGAUAAUGACUCAAUGCUGGCAACAUCAGCCCGAAGACAGGCCCAACUUUGCCAUAAUUUUGGAGAGGAUUGAAUACUGUACCCAGGAUCCAGAUGUCAUCAACACUGCGCUGCCCAUAGAAUAUGGCCCGCUCGUGGAAGAGGAGGAGAAAGUGCCCAUGAGGCCCAAAGACCCCGAGGGGAUGCCCCCUCUCCUGGUGUCCCCGCAGCAGGCCAAACGCGGGGAGGACCGCGCCCCAGCCGCGCCCCCGGCCCUGCCGGCCCCUUCCUCGGGGAAGGCUGUGAAGAAACCCGGCGCUGCCGAGGCCUCCGCGCGCGUCCCCAGAGGGCCAGCCGCGGAAGGGGGACACGUUAACAUGGCAUUCUCUCAGUCCCACCCGCCAGCAGAGCUGCACAAGGUCCAGGGGUCCAGAAACAAGCCCACCAGCUUGUGGAACCCAACUUAUGGCUCCUGGUUUACGGAGAAACCCACCAAAAAGAACAACCCUCCAGCCAAGAGGGAGUCACAGGAGAGGGGACGCUGUACUGUCCCUGCCGGCGCAGCUCCCGGCAGACUCGCGGGGGCGUCGCUGCUCCUGGAACCCUCCUCGCUGACUGCCACCAUGAAGGAGGUGCCUCUGUUCAGGCUGCGUCACUUCCCUUGUGGGAAUGUCAACUACGGCUACCAGCAGCAGGGCUUACCUUUAGAGGCCACCACUGCCGCCGGAGCAAGUCAUUACGAGGACAGCGUUCUGAAAAACAAGAACAAGGCAAACCGCCCUGGGCCCUGAGCCCGGGGCCACUUCCUUCUCUCCGGGAGAGCCCAUGGGACAGGGGGAGGGGAGGUAAUGGCUCCAUCACCAAUCAGAGACCAGAUGUCACUUUCAUUUUGUGCCAAUUUGUUUUGAAGUGCCACAUUUAAAAAAAAAAAAAAAAGUGUAUUCUCAAAAUGCUUUAGAAAGGUUUUGAGCAUGGGUUCAUCCUAUUCUUUCAAAAGAAGAAAAUAUAAAAACUGAUCACUACCAGGCCCUAUCGGUUGCAUAAGGUUUUUUCCGCAUGGUGGUUGUAUCCUUAAUCCUUAUGCUUCUUUUAACCUGUGUGUGCUCUGCUUCAAUGUCGUCAGAACCAGCUGCUUACAUGUCUCGUGGUGGGAGUAUGAAUGUUCCUCAUUGAUGUGGACAUGAACCAUUGGAGGGGUGAGGGAUCACGAAUAAAGGAGCUAAUUGUAAUGA